This is a messenger RNA of Penicillium macrosclerotiorum, 561 nucleotides long. RefSeq lists its product as uncharacterized. The record is from RefSeq and is a predicted model, not a curated record. The transcript has 2 exons. The coding region runs from base 1 to 561 and encodes 186 amino acids. Lineage: Eukaryota; Fungi; Ascomycota; Eurotiomycetes; Eurotiales; Aspergillaceae.
AUGUCAUCCGUUUCUUACGGUGUAGCAUCGGCCUCGGGAAUGAGGAAUGACCAGGGCUGCAGCCGUGCGCGCGAGGAUGCGAGCAUCAAGGUCGACUACCACAGGCGUGGUCCUCUCCGACACGCCUACGCCCCCUUUCGACAGGAGUUGAGGACAGAUCUUCAAUCUCUAGGUUUGUACGCCGUACAACCCGAUCGGGAUGUGCAGAAUGGACGAGGGAGGAUUGCGACCGCUCCUCUUGCUUCCUGCAUCCUGCAUGCUGGACUCGUCGAUUUGGAUUUGGAUUUGGAUUUGGAUUUGGAUCGCGCCUUGGUCAGGACUGGAGACUGGGGACUGUUGGAGGUGACUGGUGUCGGACAAUCGAGGAAUCCGUCAUUAUCCUCCGGGCCUGUUGGACUGGACUUUGGCCCCUCCCGCGACAAGCCCCCUCUCCCCGGCCACGUCUUGACCGGUGAGGCCCAGCGAAAGCACGGUUUCCAUGCCCGGCACUCUCAGUUCUCACACGAGUCAACUUUCAGCCAAAAGCCUGGGGGCCGCGCGCUCCCGCUUCUCCCCCAAUAA